UUUGUCGGCAAACACGGAUGUGAGCAGCCAGUCACCGCGCUGAAAUGUAGGGCGAUUUGAAUUGUACACCUAGGAGCUUCACCAAAAAGCGUUGUGAAUCCCAGUGGAAAGACACACGGUUGUAUAUCGGGGGAGUGAUAAAUGAAUGUCAUGAUGGAUUCGGGACGGCGGAGAGGUUUGAGCAGUGUCCUAUCCUCGCUGUCUCUGCUCUGUGUGCUCCUGGAUCUACAGCUGGACGGUGUGUUAGGAGCAACACCGGUUGAGAUUGAGCAUCAUCUGGAAAUGGGUCGUAAGCUGCUGGCAGCCGGACAGCUGGCUGAGGCCCUGUCUCACUAUCAUUCAGCUGUGGAGGGGGACUCUAAGAACUACCUGACAUACUACAAACGGGCCGCUGUGUUCCUGGCUAUGGGGAAGUCCAAGUCUGCUCUGCCUGACCUGUCCCAGGCCAUACAGCUCAAGCCAGACUUUCUUGCGGCCAGACUGCAGAGGGGUAAUAUUCUACUGAAACAGGGAAGUACUCAAGAAGCUAGAGAAGACUUCCAAGCAGUACUGAAGCGUUCCCCGGAUCAUGAGGAAGCACAUGAUCAGCUCAGCAAGGCUGAAGAGCUGGAGUUACUCCAGGAAGAGGCACAUGAAGCUCAUCACCGAGCAGACUACACCACUACUGUCCAAGUGCUGGAGAAAGUCAUAGAACUCUCUCCUUGGGAUCCAGAGUCUCGAGAACUAAGAGCCGAGUGCUACAUCCGACUCGGGGAUCCACGGAAGGCCAUUAUGGACCUGACACCAGCUACGCGUCUCCGUGCGGACAACCGUGCAGCCUUUCUCAAACUCAGCCAACUCCAUUACAGUUUAGGCGAUCAUCACGACUCUCUUAAUCAGGUCCGUGAGUGUCUGAAGCUGGAUCAGGAUGAUAAGGAGUGUUUCGCUCACUACAAACAGGUCAAGAAGCUCAGCAAGCAGCUGGACUCUGCAGAAGAGCUGAUCUCAGAACAGAGGUAUCAGGAGGCCAUCGAGAAGUAUGAAUCUGUGAUGCGAACAGAGCCCAACGUGGCAUUCUACACUAAUAAAGCAAAGGAGAGGAUCUGCUUCUGCUUAGUCAAAAUGAAGAGUGCCGAGCAGGCCGUAGACAUUUGUUCAGAAGCCCACCAGAGAGAACCUCAGAAUAUCCACAUCCUCCGGGACCGAGCGGAGGCAUACAUCUUACUGCAGGAAUAUGAGAAAGCUGUGGAAGACUAUCAGGAGGCACGGGAGUUUGAUAAGGACAACCAGGAGAUUCGUGAAGGUCUUGACCGAGCACAGAAGCUCCUCAAGCAGUCUCGCAAGAGAGACUAUUACAAGAUCCUGGGGGUCAGCAGGAGUGCCAACAAACAGGAAGUCAUAAAGGCGUAUAGAAAGCUGGCUCAGCAGUGGCAUCCGGAUAACUUCCAGUCUGAAGCAGACAAGAAAGAGGCAGAGAAAAAGUUUAUUGACAUCGCAUCAGCAAAGGAAGUGCUCACAGAUCCAGAAAUGCGUCAGAAGUUUGAUUCCGGCGAGGACCCCCUGGACCCUGAGAAUCAGCAGGGUGGAGGAGGCAGAGAAGGGCCCUUUGGCUUUAACCCCUUUGAGGGUGGAAACUUUCACUUCAAAUUCCACUACAACUGAAAACGGAGAGGCUGAUGCAGUAUAAACGGAUAAUGAUUUGGACUAAGAAACCUGGCUAGAGAACCUGCUUUAUCCAAACUGAACUUUGGAGGAAACUUAUCAAACGGAGUUUUUUUUUUUGUAGUUGAGACUUGAAUCCAAAGGCUGUUUUGGACUUCUCCAGGAGAAAAUUACUUGAUCGGGCAAGCACCACUAAUUUGGUGUUUGGUUUCCGGUCCUUCAGUACGGAAAAAUGCAGUCUAGUUGAACUUGGAGUCUUAACACCAGAUGAGUCAUUUUGGCUCAACGUUUUUGAUCUUUCUUUGACAUGUGCCAUCUUUUAACAUCACUUUAUCUUUCUCAUACUGUCUUUUUUUUCUUUUUCUGCUGCUUAUGUUUGUUUUCUUUGAAUAGCACUCCAGAAUUUAGGGUUGUGGUUUCUUUUCGACUGUGCCAUCAUGUACUUCUGCCACCAGUAUGUCAUAUUUGCGUUUUUAAAGAUUCAUCUCUGACAUGCUAUCAGUCUUGAAAUAGAUUAAACAGUAUUGCACAGUUUUUGGCAAAGGAGGUACCUCCUGCUUAACUACCAGUAAUGAACAUGCUUUAUAGCCUGACAAUUUCGACCUGAUACCGGUUUGCACAAUAUAAAUAUAUAUUUUUUACUGAAAUCUUUGCUCACAGUUUACAUGACAGAAUGUUUAUAAUCAUUUGACAGCUGUUGCAGAUGAUAAAUCAGAUGACAGGCUAUAAACCAGUUUUUAUUUGGUCGAAGUUUUUUUUUCUCUCUUAUAUAUCAACAGGUCAAUGUCCCACAACAAAGCUUUGAAACUAUUGUUAAUCCUGCACUUUCAAAUCGAAGUUCAACCAACUUAAGAAAUCGACAGAUAUUGGAAAAUACAUUUAUGAAAUGAAUAAGAUUUAUGAAAUGUGGCAAAAGUCAUUUAAAAGGUUUGCAGGUUUUUUUGGGGUAAACAUGCCAGUGUCUCCUUUGACCUCACUGAUGUUAAGGACAUAGGUCUUCCUAAUGUUUUAUGCUUGUUUUUCAUUUGUUUUAAGCUAAGCAAAUCCAUGAAAAUCUCCAAGAUAUACUGUAUUUAAGAAAGAGUAUUGAAAACUCA
This is a messenger RNA of Carassius auratus (goldfish), 2738 nucleotides long. Its product is annotated as dnaJ homolog subfamily C member 3-like. Bases 142 to 1641 code for a protein of 499 amino acids. Gene Ontology annotation, biological process: protein folding in endoplasmic reticulum. Lineage: Eukaryota; Metazoa; Chordata; Actinopteri; Cypriniformes; Cyprinidae. The record is from RefSeq and is a predicted model, not a curated record. The transcript is spliced from 13 exons. Gene Ontology annotation, cellular component: endoplasmic reticulum. Gene Ontology annotation, molecular function: protein-folding chaperone binding; misfolded protein binding.